Messenger RNA from Polistes canadensis, 1582 nucleotides. Its product is annotated as ran-specific GTPase-activating protein-like. Bases 262 to 1005 code for a protein of 247 amino acids. Gene Ontology annotation, biological process: nucleocytoplasmic transport. The record is from RefSeq and is a predicted model, not a curated record. Gene Ontology annotation, molecular function: GTPase activator activity. Gene Ontology annotation, cellular component: cytoplasm; nuclear pore. The transcript has 4 exons. NCBI's taxonomy places the organism in Eukaryota, Metazoa, Arthropoda, Insecta, Hymenoptera, Vespidae.
UAGAAUAAAAUCGCUGUACUUUAAAACAGUUGACGACAAGAUGAAAAACUUCUGCGCAUACGAAGCUAUUUCUCUUGAAUAAAGGUAAAAUAGUGAGUCGAAAACUUAGAAAAUUGCGGCCAACUUUAUAUUAAUAAACAGAUUUGCAGUUAUUUCUUUGUAUCAAAAUUUAUUUUUGCUUAGCAAUUUUUUGCGUUGAAAAUACCGGUGUCAAGUGGUAUAUCAAUUAUUCUGGUCGAUUCCAUUCUACAUUAGAAAAAUAUGCCAGAAAACGUGUUGAACGGAGAUCAUGUGGACGUAAAGGGUACGAGUUGUGAGGUGCAGGAGAAUGAAGAUGUUAAUACAGAAAAUGAUGUGCACUUUGAACCAAUCAUAUCUUUACCUCUAAUAGAGGUUUCCAAUAACGAAGAAAAUGAAGUAGAGAUGAUUAAAUUAAGAGCUAAACUAUAUCGUUAUGAGUCUGCGAGUAGUCCACCUGAAUGGAAAGAACGUGGUACCGGAGAAGUUAAACUAUUAAGACAUAAGACGAAGAAUACAGUUAGAGUGGUAAUGCGCAGAGACAAAACAUUGAAAAUAUGUGCUAAUCAUUUUGUCACUCCUUGGAUGGAAUUGAAACCAAAUUGUGGUAGCGACAGAGCUUGGGUUUGGAGCGUUCUUGCUGACUUUGCAGAUGAAAAACUUAAACCAGAAUUACUUGCAAUACGUUUUGCAAAUGCUGAAAAUGCAUCAUUGUGGAAAGAUGCCUUUGAAAAAGCAAAAACUAUAGUGAGAUCUGAAUGUAAAAUUUACGCUGGCAAAAGCAAUCCUGAAAUUAAGCACGUCGAUAGUGAUAGUGAAUCCUGCAGUGAUGUAAGCUACAGUGGGAGUACUGACAACGAAGAACAAACAAAAGUUCGCAAAGAGGUUUCUAAAGAAUCUGUGGAAAACAUCAAAGUCGUAGAAAAUACAGAGGAUGUAACUAAAGGACUUGAAAAUUUAGAAGUACAUGAUCAUUCAAAAAAUUAAUAAGAAUAUGAAAAUCUAAUGAACUUUCAAUAGUGCAGGGGUAAAGUGAAGUUAAUAUCCAUAUGGCACAUUCCAAGCAAUAUGCAAUAUUUAUGCAUGCAUGUACAUGCAUAUAUAUGUACAUGUAUGCAUUCAAUAAUACACUACCAAUGCUUAUAAGAGAGAUUCAGGAACGAUUUUAUAGACAAAUUUUUAGAUUCGAAACAAACUAAAAUAUAUCUUCGCUUUAUUAAUAAGGUGUUGUUUAUAUAAGAAUGUUAUACGCUGCGAGUUUUUUAAUCAAGAGUAGAUGAAGGGAGGGAGGGACGAUAACAUUUAUACAUGAAAAUGUUUAUCAAUAGAAAAUUUAUAACCCGAAUACAUGUAAAAACAACAUAAAUUUACAAACUUGAUAUUUAUAUAUACAAGGAGUGAAAUUUCAAUUUGUGACAGUACUUUGUUCAAAGAUAUUUUAUACAUUACUAUUUUAAUUAUAAAAUAAAAUUCAAGUUAACAAGUAUAUGAAAAUAAAGAGGGAGGAUUACAAAUAUAUAUUGUAUAAGAGAAUAAUGGAGUAAAUUAUUCAUUACUUUGGAAA